ACUAAUAUUUCUUCAGCUGCUGCUGCAGAUUUACUUUCAGGUAACUACCAAAUACCAUCCAUUUCUCCCAUCUACUAAACACCUUUGCUCUUGUAUAUUCUCCAACUGCUAUGUGGUAGGAGACAUACCACAUAUACUGGAUUUAUUUAAAAAAGAAAAUUGAAUCGUUUUUGUAUUUAUGUUGAAUUCAUUCAGCCAUUGGCCGUACAAAUCAUGCUUUUCUGCGCGGUCGAGCUGGAGACGGUUCUUUAGUCAAAAUGUAGUCCCUGUUAAACCUUUAAGCCGAUCUUUCUUUUUGAAAAAGAAUUUUAGAUAUGAUUCUGUACCCUUUUCUCCUCCGAGCUCGCCUGAUCCUCAAGUUCUAAACUUUUUGCAGAAGCGUAUUCAAUCAGCUCCCCGUUUCCCCAAGCCAAGCGCUCUUCUAGAACUUGGAAAACCGAGACUAACCAUUUUGGUCGUUCUAACGACUAUGUCCUCUUAUGCCUUGGCUCCAUAUCCUGGUCUAUCAUUCGGUACUCUUGUAUGGUUAACCAUGGGUACUGCUCUUUGCAGUGUGAGUGCGAAUGCAUUUAACCAAUGUAUGGAGCCAACGCUUGACUGCCAGAUGGCACGUACCCGAGGACGCCCAAUUCCUCGUGGUGCCGUGCGUCCCGAAUAUGGUUGGUUGUUUGCUUCUACCACAGGGAUAUUGGGUACUUCGAUGUCUUUUCUAGUAAAUCCAACAGUGGGAUGGUUAGGUUUGGCUAAUAUAGUACUUUAUAUGGGAGUUUAUACACCUUUAAAGCGUAUUUCAAUCCUCAAUACAUGGGUCGGAUCAGUUGUGGGUGCAUUACCUCCAUUAAUGGGUUGGGCAGCUUGCUCUGGAGGUGAUCUCUCUCACGCUGGUGCGUUCUUCACAGCUGCUAUUCUUUUUGCUUGGCAAUUUCCACAUUUCAAUGCCUUUUCCACUAUGGUAGCUGAUGAUUAUAAACGGUGUGGCUACCAAAUGGCAUCAUGGAAGAGACCCGCAUUGAAUGCCCGAGUGGCUUUACGUUAUUCUUUGCUUUUUCUUCCAUUGAGUUACGGAUUCGUUUGGUCUGGAAUUGUUAAUCCUUCAUAUAUGGUUGGUGCUUCAGCUGCCAAUUUAUAUUUAAUUGCAAAAUCUUGGCAGUUUUACAGAAAUCCCCAUAAAACGAAUGCUCGAUCAUUAUUUUUUGCUAGUCUGUUACACCUGCCCUUAAUUUUCAUUCUAACUUUAGGAAGCCACAUGUAUAAAGUAUGGAAGGACUCUGAAAGGAUGGAGCCCGCCAACACAUCACCUGGUGAUUAAAUACCACUCGCUUUCAUCUAAGAUUAUAAAAGAAAGCUUUAAUGUUGUAUAUCUCCUCUUUGUUUUCAAUUAUACAGUAAUAAAAUUUUUUAGAUUGAGAAUACCGUUUAUCUCGUAAACU
This is a messenger RNA of Schizosaccharomyces octosporus yFS286, 1430 nucleotides long. Its product is annotated as protoheme I Xfarnesyltransferase. Gene Ontology annotation, molecular function: protoheme IX farnesyltransferase activity. Gene Ontology annotation, biological process: heme biosynthetic process. Gene Ontology annotation, cellular component: membrane; mitochondrion. NCBI's taxonomy places the organism in Eukaryota, Fungi, Ascomycota, Schizosaccharomycetes, Schizosaccharomycetales, Schizosaccharomycetaceae. Bases 179 to 1309 code for a protein of 376 amino acids. The transcript has a single exon. The record is from RefSeq and is a predicted model, not a curated record.